AUGAUUUACCGAACGAAUUCGUUUCGAAUCGUAUUCAUUUUGAACUUAAUUUUGUGUUCGUUUGGUUGCAAAAUGAACCUCACGGAUAGAGCUUUCAAAGCGGGAGAUCUUAUUCUGGGCGGCUUGUUUCCCGUCCAUUCCUAUUGCUCGAAUUGUUGUAAAGGUCAGUGCGGCGAUCUUCGAUCCCCUGACGCUCUUUAUUUUGCCGAAGCCAUGAUGUACGCCAUUGAUGAAACAAACAGAAAUUCAAGUAUAUUGCAAGGAAUUUCUUUAGGAUUUGAAAUCUUCGAUUAUUGCUCAAAAGACGUAAUAGCGUUGGAGAAAGCUUCUAAUUUCCUUCCGUCGUGCUGGAAAAAGCCUUUAUCACCAGUGGUUGGUGUUGUAGGACCUUAUUCCAGCAGUGUCGCGCUUCAGGUAUCCAAUCUUCUUGGACUUUUCAAAGUGCCGCACGUGAGCUAUGGCGCAACCAGUCCAUUACUCAGCGACAAGAGCCGCUUCAAGUAUUUUAUCAGAACAGUUCCUUCUGACGCUGUGCGCGCUCAAGCGUUGGUGGAUCUAUUGUUGAAAAAUGAAACAAAGUACGUGUCUGUUCUAUAUUCUGACGAUGAGUUUGGCAGAGAGGGGAAAAAACGCUUCACGCAAGCGGCGAAAGAGCGAGGCAUCUGUAUUGGUAUAACAAGGGCGCUACCUCAAGGUCAUACAGUGUUAACAUUUGAUGACAUAAUCAUGGACAUGAGCCAAAAAAUAAAUGCCCAAGUUAUUGUCCUCUUUUGUUCCAAAAGUGAUAUAAGUUUGCUUUUUACAUCGGUUAAAAAGUUUGGAAAGGAAAGGUUUUUCAGAUGGCUUGUAGGAGGUGAUUACGCAGAGAUGUCCGUUUACUUAAAUGGAAACGAAGAUAUCGCUAAAAAUAUAGUUUUGUGUUCACCUCGUAAUGAAAAGUCAACGAGAUUCAUGGAAUGGAGAAACAGGAACAACGUAAGUCACAGCCCGUGGUUCUCAGAAAUAGAGCUAAAGUACGAAACCUCAAAAUAUCGCCCUGAAAAUGAAGGAAAAACAAUAUCCGCAGAUUUAUACAUUCAAAGCGUCAUCAACUCCGUGUACGCUUUUGCUCACGCACUGGACAAAAUGUGCAAAACUUAUUGUGUAAAUAAUUCUAACGCCGCAACGUGUUUGAAAGAAAAAUCACUCAAUCAAACCCUAUUGCUGGAUUAUAUUUUGAAUGUAAAUUAUACGACGUUGAACGGACGGAAGAUAAAAUUCGACAAAAACGGAGAUCUUUCCGCAGAAUAUGACAUAUUAAGACCUAAGAAAGAAGGGUCAUCGUGGGGCGUCGAAAAGUUCGGCCGCUGGGGUCCACCGAUAAAAGGGGCAGGGCCUGUUAAAGUGCAGCUAUUUGAGGAUGCACUUGUACUGCCCAGAACCUUUUGCAGUCGUCCAUGCGAUGUGGGAGAAAGAAAAAUUACUAUCGAGACUUGUUGUUGGAGAUGCGAACCAUGUAAAACCGAUGAGAUCACAUCGAGCAAUCAAACGGAAUGUACACCAUGCACACCAGACUUCAUGCCAGAUGAAAAAAGAGUAAACUGCCUACCUAAACCAGUUAUCAAUGUCGACCCGUCGUCAUCUCUGCUUCUCUUCACCUUGUCGCUCUCAGCCGCUGGAAUUCUUUGUACUUUGUUCAUGCUGGGUGUGUUCGUCAUCCUCAAGCAUCAUCCAGUCAUCAAAGCGUCUAGUCGCGGGCUAAGCUGUAUCUUGUUGGUUGGAAUCAUGAUAUCUUUCGCUGAAAGCUUCGUAGAUUUAAUGGAGCCACAUAAACGCGUUUGCAGUUUGAGAGGAUACACCUGUUUAGGCCAUGUCACUUGCUAUGCUGUGAUGACCUCCAAGGUUCUGAGAGUGAAUCGUCUCUUCAACAGCUCACUCCGUAAAACAUUGAAUCCUACAUUUGUCAGCACGCGCUCACAGCUAGGAUUCAUAGGAUUCAUCUUAGGAAUCGCCCUACUUUUCUCCACGAUUUGGGGCUUUUUCACCUACCAAGACAGCGUUUUGAGAAUCUAUUCAGCAAAAGAGGUUAUUGUCCAAUGCAACAUCUCAAACCCGCACGUGGUAGUCACCAACUCCUUCCAUCUAAGCCUUCUCGCCCUGUGUGGGGUCUACACAUUCAAAACCCUUUGCACCAUGAACAGCCAAAACUUGAUACGAGGAAGGGUGGUUAGGUUAAGCCACCCUUUAGCCGCUUCAGCUGUGUUAUUCCCCCUAUUUUCGGCAAAGUUGUACAGUAUAAUUUUCCGUGCGGAAAAAAUGGUAAAACAGCCGCCAAAGAGGAAACCUGGAGAUAUUCCGCAACGUUAUGCAAAUAGUUCCUUGUUGUUAAGAAUGAACCAAUCAACUCCAGAUCUUCUCCGAAGGCGGCCUGAGAAUGUAUUCAACCUCCACCUAGGAUCGUUUCCUGAAGACGUAAGAAGUUACGCCGGGUCGCUUGCGACAGUCUCCGACGAUGCCCGCAGCCGUGCAACCUCUAUCGAUACAUUACGAAGCAACUCUGGAUGGCUGGACCGAUGUUUAACUUUAGGCGAAGUAACCAGAAGAGGUGAUCGAGAUUCUCAGCUGAAGAACGAAAAGAAUUACGACCAUUCAUUCUAUUCCACUUGGUUAUAA
Messenger RNA from Pocillopora verrucosa, 2652 nucleotides. Its product is annotated as metabotropic glutamate receptor 4. The record is from RefSeq and is a predicted model, not a curated record. Gene Ontology annotation, cellular component: plasma membrane. Gene Ontology annotation, molecular function: adenylate cyclase inhibiting G protein-coupled glutamate receptor activity. Gene Ontology annotation, biological process: G protein-coupled glutamate receptor signaling pathway; regulation of synaptic transmission, glutamatergic. NCBI's taxonomy places the organism in Eukaryota, Metazoa, Cnidaria, Anthozoa, Scleractinia, Pocilloporidae.